AUGGAUAUAAACCGCUCCAACUUCUGGCAGACAUUACCAACGGUACUGGAAGCGAUCUCCUUGUCCGAAUAUGUUGCCAUUGACCUGGAAAUGACGGGGGUCUCUGGACACGCAGUGGACACAGCGCCUGAGAAUACCGAGAUAACCGCGUACCAGCUCGCGGCCGAGGCCGCCAGGACAUUUCAGGUUCUCCAGUUUGGCAUGACCUGUCUCUCGUAUGAUGACGAGCAAAAUGGUUACCAGUCAAAGACAUUCACUUUCCAUCUUACCCCUGAAUUCGCUCCGCCCAGCACCGCUCUAGCAAAGCUCAUCGACCGCAAAGUCGUUCUCUCUUAUCGGAGCUUUCUGUUCCUGAAGGAAAACAACUUCUCCUUUGAGAAGGCUUUUUCUCAGGGCGUACCCUACUUGAGCCGUCCAGAGAGCGCGUUGGCUAGCAAGCUGUACUUGUCCCAAUGCGGACUCCCGAGCGCGGCCGGCGACCAGACCCUCGAUACCUGGCUAAGGAAGUUCCAGAACGACACCCGCGCUGACAUCUCGGCUUGGCUCGAGACAAAUCCUGAAUCGGGGGACAGUGUCCUCAUCACGAGUCCGGAGGGGCCGUCCAAGAGACUUCUUCCCACGCAUGUUCUGAUAAUACGCCGACUUAUUCAAGCGGAAUUCCCCGGCUGCUUUGUUGUUUUCAAGCAGGGCAAUCUGCUGGCCCAAGUCGUCAAGUGGAACCAGGAGGAGCGGCAGUUAUGGGACGGCGAAUACAAGGAACGCCAUGAAGCCGUCGUCAAACAGACCGGCAAGCAGCCCCACACCAGAUUUCGCUAUGUCGUGGAGGCCCUCGUUGGGGGAUCCUUUGCCAAAGAGAUCAAUGCCGAGCUGUUAGUUGACGAACACUUGCAAGGCGCCGCCAGGAGAUCCAGGAUUGCCCGGCUCCACGUUGAUCUUCGGCUUUACGAAGGGCGCAUCAAGCAGCGCCGCCCUGUCAUAGUCGGUCACAAUCCGUUCCUCGACCUCUGCUUCAUCCAGGAGACCUUUCUUCGACCGCUGCCGGACGAUGUGGCGGCUUUCCGCAGAGACAUGGGCGAAUUCUUCCCUAGAGUUGUCGACACCAAGUACUUGUCCUCCCAGCUGGGAUUCCGAACGGGCAGAAAUUUGGAGCAGCUUUACAAGCUGGUCGGCCAGGGCUCUGUGCCCAUUACACCGAUGCCCGGGUAUGAUGCCCGCGAUGGCUCGGCUCACAACGCAGGAUUUGAUAGCUGGAUGACGGCGGCGGUGUUUGUGAGUUUGUCAAGGAAGAUAGGGUUGAGGAACCCAAGGCUGCGUCCCCGCGCGGAGAGGGACGAGGAGGCGGAUGGAGCACCAGGGACUCGUGAAACGGGGGUCGAGUUGUUCCGCGAGCUGAGCCCGUUUUCCGGAAGCUCGAGAGAGAGGGCCGGGUCGAGGCUUUCUUCGGUGUAUAUGGUCCCAUCAUGGGAUGGGGAGGUCUGGAGGCAGUACGGCAACAAGCUGCGGUUGGGAAAUGCCGUGGUGAUGGACUUGGCACAGAUGUAG
Molecule: messenger RNA, 1542 nt
Organism: Thermothielavioides terrestris NRRL 8126
Lineage: Eukaryota; Fungi; Ascomycota; Sordariomycetes; Sordariales; Chaetomiaceae
Exons: 5
Coding region: 1-1542 (513 amino acids)
Biological process (GO): nuclear-transcribed mRNA poly(A) tail shortening
Cellular component (GO): cytoplasm
Molecular function (GO): poly(A)-specific ribonuclease activity; RNA binding
Source: RefSeq, a predicted model, not a curated record